Messenger RNA from Diatraea saccharalis (sugarcane borer), 954 nucleotides. NCBI's taxonomy places the organism in Eukaryota, Metazoa, Arthropoda, Insecta, Lepidoptera, Crambidae. The record is from the annotation of a GenBank genome assembly.
AUGGGCGAAGAUGAAGAAAGCGCUUCGAAGAAAAAAAAGAAAAGUGCAUCCAAAUAUAAUUACACAUUUGGUGAUAUUCAUCCAGGGGUAGUUAUUGGCCACAAACAAUGUCUAUAUCGCGCACCUGGCUAUGCAGUCCCAUCAAAUAUGGGUUGGCUUUGGAAUGCUCAAGAUGUGCCUGGAAUGAAGUUUCGUCGAGGUUGGCAACCAGGCGUUAUUGGCAAAAGUGUGGCUAAACUAAUGACUUUCAAAUGCCCUCGAGGAGGUAAUGAACGAGACAAAAAUAAAAAGAAGAAGAAAAAGGGCAAUAGACCUGGCGUAGAUCUGGGGGGUGGAGACUCUGAACCUGAUGAACCUCUGGAACCUAAACCUACGUUGAAGGUUCAGAGAAAAGGUGAUGUCUUUACGAUACAGGUAAAUCCCUUAAAAGACUUGACUGAAAUUGCACCAAACGAGGACCCUUACGUCGAUUGUGAUCCGAUGGUAUUCAAAAUUAUCAAGAAACGAAGUCCCGAAGAGCAGGCUAAAGUGGAAGCCCGUAAAAUGGUCAAACUGAAGAAACAGCGAGAUGCUGAAAUAAGGAAAGCUCUCUCUGAAGCUGUUGAAGACAUUUGUAAAUGUGCUUACAUGGACGUUUUUUGCAACGACCUUUCAGCCAUCGACAAAGUUAUCGACAACUGUCCUGUUUUCAAGGAACCUGAUUGUAUAUGUCAGGAUGAGUCUUUGAGUUCUCUCUCCAGUAAUGCGACUUGGGAUAUAGAGUAUACUCCACCUUUCGGGUGUUUUGAUUUGGCACCAAGAAAAAGAAAGAAUUUUAUACACGUAGAAACUCAGUAUAUACCAGCAGAUGCAGGGAUUGUGGAUUUGCCGAAAAAGAAGUCAUGUAGCUCCGUUAGGCCAAAGAAAAAGACUUCGGGUCGAAUGGCAUGCUGUAGGCCUCUUUGUCGAGCGUAA